UAAACACGGACCCUCCCAAAUAAACAUCGGCUCCCGAACACCGCCCCACUGACACUGCCUGCUGACACCGCCCCGCCAUGGCCGACCCGAAAUACGCCGACCUGCCCGGCAUCGCCCGGAACGAGCCCGACGUGUACGAGACCAGCGACCUGCCCGAGGAUGACCAGGCCGAGUUUGAGGCGGAGGAGCUGAGCAGCACGAGUGUGGAGCACCUGAUCAUCAACCCCAACGCCGCCUACGAGAAGUUCCGCGACAAACGCCUGGGCACCGAGGGCGUGGAUUUCUCCGACCGCAUCGGCCGGACGAGGACGACGGGAUACGAGGCCGGGGAGUAUGAGAUGCUGGGUGAGGGUCUGGGUGCAAAGGAGACGCCGCAGCAGCGAUUCCAGCGGCUGCAGCACGAGGUGCAGGAGCUGCUGCGCGACGUGGAGCAGAUCCAGAGCUCGGUGAAGGAGGCGGGGGCCGAGGAGGAGCUCACGCCCGUGGCCCUGGCCCGGCAGGUGGAGGGGCUGAAGCAGCAGCUGCUCAGCUCCCACCUGGAGCAGGUGCUGGGCCCCGGCGCCGCCAUCGACUUCGCCGACCCCGAGGGCGCCCUGGCCAAGCGGCUCCUGCAGCAGCUGGAAGUGGCCAAAUGCAGCAAAGCCACCCCUGGGAAGGGUCCCCCCCGGGCCCCCCCGGCCGGGGGCGACACCGUCACCUUCGAGCUGUACUGGAGACCAGAGCAGGACCAGUUCACCCACUCUGCCAAGGUGUCGGAGCUGGAGAAGCGCCUGGCACAGCUGGAGGCGGCCAUGAGGUGUGAGCCUGACAGUCAGAACCCGCUGCUGGUGGGGCUGAAGGGCUCCAGCCUCAUGGACACGGUGCAGGUGCUGCAGGCCAAGGUGAACGUGCUGGACGUGGCCGUGCUCGACCAGGUGGAGGCCCGGCUGCAGAGCGUGCUGGGCAAGGUGAACGAGAUCGCCAAGCACAAGGCCACGGUGCAGGACGCCGACACCCAGAGCAAGAUCCACCAGCUGUACGAGACCCUGCAGCGCUGGGACGCCGUGGCCGCGGCCCUGCCCGACGUGGUGCAGCGCUUGGUGACCCUGCGGGACCUGCACGAGCAGGCCACGCAGUUCGGGCAGGUGCUGGUGCACCUGGACACGACGCAGCAGGAGAUCGCGGCGGCCCUCAAGGACAACACGGUGCUGCUGGCAGAGGUGCAGAAGACGAUGAAGGACAACCUGGCCUCAGUCGAGGACAACUUUGCCGACAUUGACGCCCGGAUCAAGCGGCUCCAGAAGUGACAGAGCCCCAGG
Messenger RNA from Myiozetetes cayanensis, 1298 nucleotides. RefSeq names its product dynactin subunit 2 (gene DCTN2). Gene Ontology annotation, cellular component: centrosome; dynactin complex; cytoplasm. The record is from RefSeq and is a predicted model, not a curated record. NCBI's taxonomy places the organism in Eukaryota, Metazoa, Chordata, Aves, Passeriformes, Tyrannidae. Gene Ontology annotation, biological process: mitotic spindle organization.